This is a messenger RNA of Ambispora leptoticha, 2100 nucleotides long. Lineage: Eukaryota; Fungi; Glomeromycota; Glomeromycetes; Archaeosporales; Ambisporaceae. The record is from the annotation of a GenBank genome assembly.
AUGCCCAGUGUGAGAACUGAAAUUGAAACCUCUGACAAAAUGGUCGUCGAUGACACUAAUAGUCUCACUGAUUCACCCAAAAAAAGGAAGUCAAAAAACACCGAAAAAAGUUUGAAAAAAGGGAAAAAAGAAAAAGAAAGACCCGGCGAGAAUAAGACCAUUAAAGAGAACUCGAGCAGUAAUAGUGUUAAAUCGAAAGAAAAGAAAUCAAAAGACGAAGUUCAGUCAUUAAAAGAAAUAUCCACAGAAAAUAACGAGCAGAAAAGUAAAAAAUUCAAAGAUGUCACAAAAAGAAAAACAGCGACGAGUAUAAAUGAUAGUGGUAGUGGCGAUGAAUCGCAGAAUAGUGUUGAAAAACCGAAAAAGAAAAGAAAAAUUGAGAAUGGAACACGUUCAGAAUCUCCUACUUCUCAAGAUAGUGUCAUGAUCGAAUCGAUUAAUAAUGAAAAAGAAACAGAAGAAGCUGAGGUCCCCGAAAAUCUGCGAUUCUCUUCUUAUCGACUAUCUCAGAUUACUAUUGAAUCUCUCAAGAAGCGCGGUGUGACUGCCUUGUUUCCCAUUCAAGCAGCAACAUUUGAUUAUAUAUUUGAUGGAAAAGAUGUUUUGGCCAGAGCAAAGACAGGAACUGGCAAAACUUUGGCAUUUGCACUUCCAAUCACUGAGCGACUCAUAAAUAGUUCAGAUUUUGCACAAUUACGAAAUCGGAGAGGCCGUGCACCUCAAGUAGUUGUAAUGACACCAACACGUGAUCUGGCCAAACAAGUUGCCACAGAGUUUGGAUCAAUCGCAUCAUCCCUGGCUGUUUCAUGCAUAUAUGGAGGUGUACCAUAUGCAGAGCAGUAUCGUGAAUUACGAGAUGGAAUUGAUGUGCUUGUUGGGACUCCAGGCCGAGUAAUGGAUCAUAUUGAUCGUGAUAAUUUGAAUUUGGCAGAUAUAAAGUUUAUUUGUUUGGAUGAAGCAGAUCAAAUGCUUGAUAUUGGUUUCGCGGAAGCUAUGGAAAAAGUAUUGCAACAUGUCAAAGAACAUAAAGAAAAAAAAGGAAAAGGUGUUGAUUAUCAAACUAUGUUGUUCUCUGCCACCGUGCCUGAUUGGGUGAAAGAAACCGUAAAGAAAUAUUUAAAAGAGGAUUAUGUUAAUAUCGAUCUAAUUGGAAAAAUGGAUAACAAGACUAAUGAAAAUAUUUGUCAUUAUGCUAUACGUUCUGCUUGGCAUUCCAGAAAAGACAUAAUUGGCGAUGUAGUCGCAACUUAUGGUGGUUCUGGAUCUUGUGUGAUCUUUUGUAAUACAAAAAAUGAUGCAAAUGAGCUUGUACUUAACGAUAAACUAAAACAAGAUGCCCAAGUAUUGCAUGGAGAUAUAGCACAAUCGCAACGUGAAGUCACAAUGAAAGGAUUUAGAGAAGGCAAAUUUAAAUGCAUCAUUUGUACCGAUGUUCUUGCUAGAGGAAUUGACAUUCCCCAAGUUGAUUUAGUAAUCAAUUGUGAACCACCAAAGGAUGUGGAAACUUAUGUUCAUCGUUCUGGAAGAACUGGUCGAGCUGGACGUCCUGGAACAGCAGUCACAUUUUUCAAAUCUCAGGAAGAAUAUCUAAUAAAUAAUAUUCAACGAAAAACUAGAAUUCAAUUCUCUAUCGUUGGCCCUCCACAACCAGUUGAUAUUGUUGCUGCAACAGCUCAGGAUGCAGUUCAAAAUUUGGAAUCAGUAAACCCGAGUAUAUUGCCAUAUUUCCAUGCCACUGCAAAAUUACUAAUCGAUAAUAAGGGUGCUAUUGAAGCAUUAAGUGCAGCAUUAGCUUACAUGACCGGAUAUAGUAAUGGAAUUAAAACGAGAUCUUUAUUAUCUGGAAAUGAGGGUUGCAUCACAUUGUUAUUUCGCUUUAGUUAUCCAGUUCGACAUGUUAGCUACGCGAGAAAUAUUCUAGAAAGAAGUUUUCCUAAUCUGAAAUCUGAUCAAGUAAAACUGAUGAGAUUGACUAAGGACGGAUUAGGAAUUGCGAUGGAUAUUUUAUCUGAAAAAGUGGAGAUAGGCAUUGGUGAAGAAGAGGGUGACUUAAUAUUAGCAGGUACAAAAUGGCAAAACACAAAGAGCACAACUUUGGAG